Molecule: messenger RNA, 948 nt
Organism: Eptesicus fuscus (big brown bat)
Lineage: Eukaryota; Metazoa; Chordata; Mammalia; Chiroptera; Vespertilionidae
Gene: GCA
Product: grancalcin
Exons: 8
Coding region: 150-797 (215 amino acids)
Molecular function (GO): calcium ion binding
Source: RefSeq, a predicted model, not a curated record
GGCGGUCUCCGGGAAGCCAAGGACGCUGCGAGUACGUCUGUCAGCCUCACCUGCACCUGCACCUGCACCUGCACCUACGCUUUUCACCAGCAGGGCGGACGCAGAAUCGGAGGGUGACGGGUGACGGGGUGACACUGGAUCCGCUCGUCAUGGCCUAUCCGGGAUACGGAGGAGGGUUUGGAAAUUUUAUUGGUCAGAUGCCAGGAAUGCAGAUGCAGAUGGGACAGCCAGUGCCAGUGCUCCCUGGUGGAUACCCCGGGCACCCAGCUUACUUGAACAAUUACUCCUCAGCCGAAGACCCCAUGUGGACAUACUUUACCGCUGUUGCUGGACAGGAUGGUGAAGUGGAUGCAGAAGAACUUCAGAAAUGUUUGACACAGUCUGGAAUUAGUGGAACUUAUUCUCCCUUCAGUUUAGAAACCUGCCGAAUUAUGAUUGCCAUGUUGGAUAGAGAUUAUACAGGAAAAAUGGGAUUUAACGAAUUCAAAGAACUUUGGACAGCUCUUACUGCCUGGAAACAAAAUUUCAUAACUAUUGAUCAAGACCGAAGUGGCACAGUGGAGCAUUAUGAGUUGAAUCAAGCAAUUGCUGCUAUGGGUUAUCGGUUGAGUCCUCAAACCUUAAGUGCUAUUGUUAAACGUUAUAGCAAGAAUGGCAGGAUCUUCUUUGAUGAUUAUGUUGCGUGCUGUGUGAAGCUUCGGGCUUUGACAGAUUUCUUUAGGAGAAGAGACCACUUGCAACAAGGGGUUGUGAAUUUCAUAUAUGAUGAUUUUUUGCAGGGCACGAUGGCAAUUUGAAUAUCUAGAAUUUGAAAACUAAAAAAAUACUGUGAAUGUUUCUGCUUGGAAGAAAUGAACUGGACUACUUUGAAUUAAAGCUUUUGGGGCUUUUCAUGUUUCUACCUAUUAAAUCUAUUCCCUUUAUAAUACACACACACACACACACACA